CGUUUCCUGUUUUUUCCCUCUGCUGCUUGUUAUUUAUCCGCCCAGCCGCCUCCGGUUAUCGUUUCGAGGCCAGCGGCGCUUGUUUCAGGUGGGCUUCGGGGGCGGGGAGGCGGCCAUGAAGAAGUUCUUCCAGGAAAUCAAAGGCGAAUUGAAGUUCAAGACGGCCGGGCCGGGCCAGAAACUCAACGAGUCGCCUAGGGAAAAAUCCACCAAGGAGAAACCCAAACCGGACACUGCCAAAUGUCGCCAAGGGCCCACCAACGAAGCUCAGAUGGCUGCAGCCGCCGCCUUGGCCCGGCUGGAGCAGAAGCCCAAGCCUCGCCCGCCCUCAUCGCAAGACGCCAUCCGGAAUCAGGUGAAAAGGAGCUUAUGGCUGAAGCAGCUGCGAGCGAUAAGGGACUACCUGUGGAUCAGAAGAAUUCCUUGCUUGAUGUCGAAGAAGACACCUUCCACUCUGUCCGUCUCGGGCGUCUACUUCACUUGCCCGUUAACUGGCGUCACCGUCCGAAAAGACAAAAGGGAGGCGCAGGUCAAAGCGGCCAUCCUUGAGCAUGCUUCCAAAGAUCCCGUGGCCGCCUCCGUCAUGCAGAUCCACACGUUCAACAGGGACCGGGAGAAGGUCAAACUCGGAGUGGAGACCAUCGCUAAGUAUCUUGAUAAUAUCCAUCUCCACCCGGAAGAGGAAGAAUACCGGAAAAUUAAGAUGCAGAACAAAAUUUUCCAGGAAGGAUUCACUGCCUGGAAGGAGCAGACCAAUUUUUCCAGGCGGUCGGGUUCGAAAAGGUUGCCCUGGAUGUCGCCGGACAAGAAGAGGACGGAGGACUUCUACGUCUUGAAGGACGAAGCCUUGGAGAAGCUGGAGGACCUGAAGGAGCACAAAGAGCUGCUGAACGGGGAGCCAGUGAGGGCGAAGCUGGAUCGCCAGCUCCAAAUUUUCAAGCCUUCCCCCGAAGCGUCUCACUUCGAGCUGCCGAGCGACUUCUUCAACCUCACCGCGGAGGAGCUGAGGCGGGAGCAGAGGCUGCGGACAGACGCAGUUGAGAAGGCUUCCAUGCUGAGGACAAAAGCCAUGCGGGAGAAGGAGGAGCAGCGGGAGCUGAAACGAUACAACUACACCCUCCUGCGCAUUCGCUUCCCUGAUGGUUACAUCCUGCAAGGGACCUUCUACGCCCGGGAGCCCGUUUCAGCCCUGUUCCACUUUGUGCGGGAGACUCUGCAGAAUGACUGGCUGCCGUUUGAGCUGCUGGCCCCCGGGGGCCACAAACUGACCGAUGAGAACUUGGCGCUCAACGAAAGCGGGCUGGUGCCCUCGGCGCUUCUGACCUUCAUUUGGGACGCCGAGGUCAUGGAGGACAUCCGAGCCUCCCGGAGCGAGCACAUGGGAAGCGUGCUGAAGCCCGACCUGCUGCUCACGGUGCAGAUGCUCUGAAAAUAAAGGCGCGAUGGGGUUGGAUCCGGUUCCGUCCUGUGUGGUCCCCGACUCUUCCGAAGCCAGCCUCUUGACUUUCCCUGCUUCCUGCCCA
Thamnophis elegans (Western terrestrial garter snake) is the source of this 1523-nucleotide messenger RNA. It is a transcript of the gene UBXN6, whose product is annotated as UBX domain protein 6. Gene Ontology annotation, molecular function: protein binding. Gene Ontology annotation, cellular component: cytoplasm. Lineage: Eukaryota; Metazoa; Chordata; Lepidosauria; Squamata; Natricidae. The record is from RefSeq and is a predicted model, not a curated record.